CUAAAGAAAUUUAAUUUGUUUCCCUUCACUUCCUUUCCUCCUCACCAUUUCAUUAUUGUUCUGAAAAAUAGCCAAGAAAUCAGCUUCAAAUUUCAUCUCCCUAUAAUAUUCAGAUAGGGCAUUAAACAUUGUAGUUUCAACCUCAAGCUCCCACUUUUUUUUUAUUUGUUUAUGAUCACUUAAUGAUUCUCACGUCCAACAUUUUACGCCAUUUUCUUUCAACUUGAGAAAAGAAAAAUCUUUUUUUUUUUUUUUUGUUGGCAGCCAUGACGGAGGUCCUUCAUUUCUCUUCACCUCCAAGCGCUGAGAAUUCUUCUUCUUCUUCUUCUUCUUCUUCUACUACGUCUGACGAUGAUGAUGAUGAUGAAGGUGGUGACCCAAGAGUUGAAGAAGAGGGAAAAUUAAAGAAGAGAAGCAAGCAAGAGGGGGAUCAAUUGUCUGUGUUAGCCUUUCUGGUGACAUUGUUCAGGAAAUCUUGGACCUCUGGUACCGGAAGGGAGCUUUGUGGUAUGGACAUCGGUAUCCCAACCAAUGUCAGACACGUGUCUCAUGUUACAUUUGAUAGGUUCCGUGGCUUCUUGGGUUUGCCUGUUGAGUUUGAGCCUGAAGUUCCCACCAGAGUUCCUAGUGCCAGUGCAAAUGUCUUUGGAGUUUCGACAGAAUCAAUGCAGUUAUCCUAUGACUCAAGAGGGAAUAGUGUGCCAGCAAUACUCUUGUUAAUGCAAAGGCAUUUGUUUGCUCUAGGAGGCUUGCAGGCAGAAGGGAUUUUUAGAAUUACUGGAGACAACAGUCAGGUGGAGUAUGUUAGAGAACAACUAAAUCGUGGCGUAGUUCCAGAAGAGAUUGAUGCACACUGUUUAGCUGGACUAAUUAAGGCUUGGUUCAGAGAACUUCCAAGUGGAGUUUUGGAUUCUUUAGACCCCCAGCAAGUAAUGCAGUGCGAGACAGAAGAGCAGUGUACCCAGCUUGCAAGGCUUCUACCUCCAACAGAAUAUGCUUUAUUGGAUUGGGCCAUCAAUCUUAUGGCUGAUGUUGUCCAGCAAGAACAUCUCAACAAGAUGAAUGCCCGUAAUAUUGCCGUGGUUUUUGCCCCAAACAUGACUCAGAUGGCAGAUCCUUUGACCGCACUGGUGUAUUCCGUCCAAGUGAUGAACUUUCUCAAGACACUUAUCUCAAAGACCCUACGAGAAAGAGAGUAUUCAAUGGUAGAGCCUACAGAGGCAUCCUAUCUGGAGCCUUUUGAUGAUGAUGGAGAUCAGAGGCCUUCCAUCUCCUGCAUUACAUAUACCCAAAAAGAUAAUGAAGAGAAAGAGACCGCAAUUAUAGCUCAAGAACCUUUAAGAGCAAGUUUCAGGAACUAUAGUCAAAACAAUGAGACGGCAGAUGGAGAAGAACACAGUCCCAUACCCUCGGUCUACAAACAGAUCUCCGCUGAAGAUACUCCAACCCCGGCUAGAAAUAAUGAUAUUGGUGAGUCAAGUAAUUCAAGUCCGGGGAACAAAAUCAAUCCAUACUUGCUAUUGACAAAACCAAAGGAAUACGCAACCUGA
Messenger RNA from Gossypium raimondii (Peruvian cotton), 1550 nucleotides. RefSeq names its product rho GTPase-activating protein 5. The coding region runs from base 267 to 1550 and encodes 427 amino acids. The record is from RefSeq and is a predicted model, not a curated record. Gene Ontology annotation, biological process: signal transduction. NCBI's taxonomy places the organism in Eukaryota, Viridiplantae, Streptophyta, Magnoliopsida, Malvales, Malvaceae. Gene Ontology annotation, molecular function: GTPase activator activity. The transcript is spliced from 6 exons.